Molecule: messenger RNA, 3531 nt
Organism: Uranotaenia lowii
Lineage: Eukaryota; Metazoa; Arthropoda; Insecta; Diptera; Culicidae
Exons: 2
Coding region: 1-3531 (1176 amino acids)
Biological process (GO): proteolysis; DNA integration
Molecular function (GO): aspartic-type endopeptidase activity; nucleic acid binding
Source: RefSeq, a predicted model, not a curated record
AUGCUGAAUCGAGAUCUGGCUAGCUCUGCGAGGAACCAUGGGUACGCCACAACACAAAUAGUCCAAAUUGCUACUCGGGCUGAGGCUAGCAAUGUCGAAGCAAGUACUUCAACAGGCAUCUUCCGUGUGGAACGAAGGAAUUUUGAACAUACAAGGCGCGAUGACUUGAAACGUCGUAGCAGAAUACCGUUCCGAGGUCCACAAUCUAAGCAGUUCCGAAACAAUAAUAAUCAGCAACUGAGGCGGAGUAACCAACGUUGCCCGAACUGCAAUUAUGAAAAGUUGCCCAAUCAUCGUUGUCCAGCCCUUACUAGAAAGUGUCGCAAAUGCAAACAAUUCGGCCAUUACGCUGAGGUUUGUCUAUCUAAACCAGUAUACGCUGUAGAGGAUAAUGCAGCUGCACUUACAAAACAGGAAAAUGACCAGGAAGUAAACGCACUUUCCAUCGAGGACGUGUUAAUAAAGUGUCACGUUGGUGGUUCUGCACCGAUAGAGUUCCUCAUAGACUCUGGCGCCGAUGUGAAUGUAAUCGCAGGGCACGACUGGUCUCAGCUUAAGAAAAUUUAUGAACAGGGUAAGCUUAACAUUUCGUUUUUAAAUCACACUGGAUAUAAUCAACUACGAGCGUACGGAACAAUACAGCCAUUAGUCGUGGAAUGCGCGUUUAGAGCAAAAGUGGAUGUUGUUGAACUUUCUAAGCCUAGCGUCGAAGCCGAAUUUUUAGUUGUUCAGACCGGACGCCGAUCCCUGCUGGGGUGGUCUACAGCUAACGACUUAAGGCUGCUGGAGGUUGGGGCUUCAGUCAAUGCUUGCCUAGAACAAAGCCAAAUCGAAGUUUUUCCCAAGAUGCCUGGAGUGAAGAUCAAGUUUAGUGUGGAUCCUAAAAUCCCACCUGUACGAAAUGCUUAUUUUAAUGUCCCCGCAUCCCUGCGCGAGGCUGCUAGAAAAAGACUAGAAUGCAUGGAAGCGCAAGGCAUAAUCGAAAAGGUCACAACUGCACCCGACUGGAUAAGCGGAAUGUCCGCUGUCCCCAAAGGGAAAAACGACUUUCGGUUAGUGGUCAACAUGAGGGCACCGAAUCGGGCUAUCAAAAGAGAAUACUUUCGGUUGCCCACAAUUGACGAAAUAAAGACUAAAUUACACGGAAGUAAAUAUUUCUCGAAGCUUGACUUGAGCAACGCUUUCUAUCAUUUGGAGCUCAGUAAAGAAUCGAGAGAACUCACGACAUUUCUUUCUGAAGCAGGAAUGUAUCGAUUCACACGCCUCAUGUUUGGCGUCAAUUGCGCGCCUGAGGUGUUUCAGCGAGAAAUGACCCGCAUCCUGGAAGAAGUCCCCAACGUCAUCGUAUAUAUUGAUGAUAUUCUUGUAUUUGCUAAAAGUUUACAAGAACUCCACGCGUCCAUUGCUUUGGUAUUACAAAUACUUAGAAGAAACAACCUUACUCUGAAUUCCGAAAAGUGUGAAUUUGAUAAACAACGAAUCAAAUUCCUCGGUCAUUUACUUGACGAAAAAGGUUUCCAUAUCGACGAGGAAAAGGUAAGGGCUGUUAACAAAUUUCGAGAACCGAAAACGGCUUCCGAACUUCGAAGCUUCUUAGGACUCGCGUCAUUCCUUGGGCCACAUAUUCAAAACUUCUCUGACUUGACUAACCCUCUCUGGUCCGUAGCAACCACUAAGUCCUGGAGUUGGGGGCCCUUGCAAAAAAAGUCUUUCGAAGAAACCAAAAAGCGCAUAGUUGAGUGCACCACGACAUUAGGCUAUUUUUCGAAUGAACACCGAACCAUACUUUACACCGAUGCUUCGCCGAAUGCUUUAGGCGCCGUACUGGUCCAAGAAAACGAAAGAAGUGUCGCUAGAGUUAUAAGCUUUGCAUCCAAAGCACUGACCGAAACCGAAAAACGAUACGCGCAAAACCAGCGGGAAGCCUUAGGUGCGGUAUGGGCCGUCGAACACUUCUCGUACUUUUUAUUUGGACGGCACUUCACCUUACGAACGGAUGCUCAAGGAGUGGCCUUCAUACUUAACAGGUCGCGAGAGAACACAAAAAGAGCAUUAACAAGAGCUGACGGCUGGGCUCUAAGACUUAGUCCGUACAGCUACACUGUAGAAUACGUACGCGGUAGCGAAAAUAUUGCCGACCCAUCGUCGCGGCUUUACUGCGGAAGUGAUGGUCCGUUUCAAGAUGAGGAGAGCCCUUGGGAAAUUGCGUCCUUGCAGACAUCAAGUUUUGAAUUCCUAACUGAAGAGAACAUUAAAGAUGCCACAUUGGAUGACAAUUUACUCCAGAAAGUCAUGGCAUGUCUGGAUUUAAACGAGUGGGACAAAGAUACACAAAAUUUCAAAGCCUUCGCUGAAGACCUUUCAGUUAAAGACGGGAUAUUAAUCAAGCGAGGUUGCGCUGUUAUUCCACACUCACUCCGAGAAACAGCCUUGAAUGUUGCUCAUUCAGGACAUCCAAGGGCAGCAAAAAUGAAAAGCAUCAUGCGCGAGCGAGUAUGGUGGCCAGGCAUGGCUACGGAUGUCGAAAAAUGGGUUCACGCGUGUCAAACAUGUGCCACUAAUGGCCGGCCCGAAAAACCAGCUCCAAUGCAACGUAGCUUUGCGCCUAAAGCUGUAUGGCAUACAAUCGCCAUUGACUUCAAUGGCCCUUAUGCGAAGUUCAAUGGGAUAUCGAUAUUUGUUGUAGUCGAUUGUAGAUCGAGAUAUCUGAUCGCUAAGCCAGUUCAAUCAACGAGCUUUGAAAACGUCAAAAAGGUUCUUGACGAGAUCUUCGAUAAAGAGGGUUUCCCUCAUAACAUUAAGAGUGACAACGGCCCACCUUUCAACGGGUCAGAAUACAAAAAUUAUUGUUCUGAGCGGGGUAUAAAUUUAAUAUACUCAAUGCCAUAUCACCCGCAACAAAAUGGACUCGUGGAAGGGUACAUGAAGUUGAUCAACCGAGCCAUGGCUGCUGCAGUUAGCAGGGGAACGUCGUACGUUGAAGAGAUCCGGAACGCGGUACAAUCACACAAUGCUGCCGAGCAUUCAGUAACUAAAAUACCCCCAGAAGAAGUUCUCUCGGGUAGGAAAAUAAGAAGACGGCUACCACUGUUGUGUCCGGGAAGAUCAGAGUUCGAUGAUAACGAACUAAAUGAAAGGGAUCGAAAAUCAAAACUUCAAGGUAAGCGUACUGAAGAUUCACGUCGCGGUGCGAAAGCAUGUUCUGUCAAACCCGGGGACAUCGUUAUCGUAGAGAGGGUUAUGCGUUCUAAGGGCGAGAGCCGUUUUGAUCCGAAACGAUACACCGUUAUCAAGGAACGAAAUGGUGAUCUCCUGCUCAGUGACGAAAUGGGACAAACUUUGAAGCGUAACGUUGUGCACACACGUAGGGUCCACGAAUGGAAAGUGUUCAAUCAACCGCCUUUAAAUGAUCUCGUUGGACAAGGAAGGCCUUCGCGCGAAAGAAAGGUUCCUGUUCACCUACAGGAUUAUGUGCGAGUCUGCGAGCAGGAAGUAAACGAACGAAGCGAGAUCACCCAGCAACUAAAAUAG